Molecule: messenger RNA, 1153 nt
Organism: Aspergillus sclerotioniger CBS 115572
Lineage: Eukaryota; Fungi; Ascomycota; Eurotiomycetes; Eurotiales; Aspergillaceae
Exons: 7
Coding region: 1-1098 (365 amino acids)
Source: RefSeq, a predicted model, not a curated record
AUGGAGGAUAACGCGGAGAUUUCUGGUCUCGCCCUGGAACUGUCGGAUCUUGAAGUCGCUCUCUUUCUCUGUCUCGCGGUCCACGAACACUGCCGUAUUGACACUACCGAGGCUAACAUCCAUGACGUCGCAAAGGAGCUCGCCCUGAUAUGCACCAACACAUUCGGCCUCUCCUACAGUAUAUUGGACUGCUCCAGUGCUACGUCCUUUGAUGACUUUUGCGCCGAGUUACUCCCUCCCGAGGCUCACCGGAGCAGCAAUGUCCGUCCUUCGCGCUCCCGGAUGACCACCGCGUCUUCCGGGACGAUAUCCUCAUUUCAUGAUUUCCGAGAUCUCAAAGGUCGCUUCGGAUCAAGUACCUUGCAGCAUAAGCAGGUCGUCAACGUCGUGAUCGCUAAGAACUUCAACCAUGUGAACGACAACAUACAGCGUGAAGCUCUCGAGUUAAUGCACUCGAAGCAACUCACCACUCAAGCGGGAAUCUUGGAAGCACCAGCCACUUUCAUAUUCCUACCCCUGAUAGUGCGCGACACAGAGCAGGACCAACCAUUGAACCCUCAUUUAAACGACUAUAUCUUCAUCUCCCACUUCCAUGACACCCCCGACGGCUACGUCUACCUAGAAGACACCAAUGACUGGCUAUCCGACGGACAAAUGUCCGCCUCAUCCGUCAUCCACAAAACAGAUGCUCAGAUGAAGAAAAGCCAUCCGAAUAUCGACCGCACGCUCCUCGACAAACUGCACCGAUUAAGCAACUCGGUGAGUGUAGGCGCCGAUAUAACCCGGUAUCAACAAGACAUUGUCGUGUUUCUUCGACUCAGUCGCGCAGUGUCGGGGGGUAUAUCUACGCGGUCGAAUCUACAUUUCAAGUUGUUCUCGACUCUCCUCGCCGUAUUACACGGAAUCGACUAUCUCACGCCCUCGAUUGUCGCUCUAGCAGCAAAGAAAGUUUUCCGACAUCGGAUCAUCGUGGCCAAGCCCGAGGAAGAUCGAAGCCUGCAGUACGGAAGCGAUCUAAUAGCCGUGUCACAGGUGCUGGAGUACGCGAAUCCGGAUUCUAUAUUAGACGGCGUACUUACGCUGGAGGCGCCCCUGUAACAACAUUUCUAUCACAUAAAAGCAUAUCAACAAUCCAAACAACUUUAUAUACACG